This is a messenger RNA of Hyla sarda, 1998 nucleotides long. Its product is annotated as surfeit locus protein 4-like. Lineage: Eukaryota; Metazoa; Chordata; Amphibia; Anura; Hylidae. The transcript is spliced from 11 exons. Gene Ontology annotation, cellular component: endoplasmic reticulum; endoplasmic reticulum-Golgi intermediate compartment; membrane. The record is from RefSeq and is a predicted model, not a curated record. Gene Ontology annotation, biological process: Golgi organization. Bases 858 to 1538 code for a protein of 226 amino acids.
UUAGCCUAUUGGCAGCCUGGCUCCGCCCACCGUGCUUUGGCGGGAAGCCCCGUCGAGUGACGCAGUUUGAGUUGUUCAGAGAAGCGGAGAGUGUGAGGAAACUUCUCAUCGUAUUUACUGGGGUUUUUAUUGACGUUUAUAUUAAUUUAUGAGUACAACUCAGGGAUCCAAUUUAUAUAUAAUUCAGCAUCAAGUUAAAUGUGAAUGAAUUAGUACACUAUUACAAUCUGAAGGAAAAGCUUAGUGUAUAGUGAUGUCCGCUGUCUCCCUGACCCUCCGUCCAUCUGUUAUAAAUGUUUGAGGUGCCAGUAGUGAUUUGUCAACUAUUCACAGAACAGCUGAUAAGUGUCUGAUCCCUGUAGGCUUGUUACUCAGCACUGAAUGUGAAAUCAACUGAAAAGCCUGUCAGCAUGUAGCUAAAAGCUAAUAAAUUAUAUGUAUCAAGAUGUUUGCAAGGGACUGGGCCCCUAAGGUCCACCCAUAUCAUGUGCAUCCUAUGACAUAGAAGAACACUAAGGUCAAAGGAGAAGAGUUGGGGAGGUUUUUGGAACAAGAAGCCAGGACACUUCCAUGACUGUACUCCUCCAUCAUUUUAUCCCCUUGCUCUUGGAAUGUAAUGAUAAUCAAGGCUACGAAAAUGUUGACAAAGAAAAAAGGGAAAACCACAAAAUAUACGACAUAAAAGAUGGACAUCUCCAUGCGAAAUCCAGGCCUGGGACCUUGGUCUUCAUAGGUGGCAUCCACAGAGUGCCUGAGUACACUGUGAAAAUAAAUGGUUCCUCCGCGUGACGAAGCGCUUUCUCCCGCACUUGGCUCAUCUGUGUCUGAUCAGCACCUUCCUGGAGGACGGCCUGCGCAUGUGGCUGCAGUGGAACGAGCAGCGGGACUACAUCAGCAUGUCCUGGGGCUGCGGGAUGUUCCUGGCUACUGUCUUUGUCCUUAUAAACAUGCUGGGACAACUGGUGGGCUGCGUCCUGGUCCUGCUGAGGAAGUUCGUGCCGUACGCCUGCCUGGGCCUCUUCAUCAUCAUCGUAUUGCAGACCAUUGUCUACAACAUCCUUUGGGACGUAAAGUUCCUCAUGAGGAACAUGGCCCUGGGUGGGGGUCUUCUGCUGCUCCUGGCAGAGUCCCGCUCUGAAGGCAAGAGUAUGUUUGCUGGUGUGCCCACUGUAGGCGACACAUCACCCCGUCAGUAUAUGCAGCUGGGCGGUCGUGUGCUGCUUAUCCUCAUGUUCAUGACCCUGUUGCGCUUUAGUGCCAGCUUUUUCUCUAUCUUCCAAGACAUCUUUGGCCUGACCCUCAUCAUCCUGGUUGCCAUCGGCUAUAAGACUAAGCUGGCAGCUCUGACCCUGGUCCUGUGGCUCAUGAUCAUCAAUGUUCUUCAGAACGCCUUCUGGACUAUACCCUCGUACCGCCCCAUGCACGACUUCCUGAAGUACGACUUCUUCCAGACCCUGUCUGUCAUGGGGGGGCUGCUGCUGGUGGUGGCCCUGGGCCCCGGCGGGGUCUCCAUGGAUGAGCACAAGAAGAAGUGGUGAUCGGCCUCACGUGGACACCAUUGAUAGGAUGCCCUUCACGUUACAUCCGAUAGCAUUAUGCCAUCUGACUGGAACAUUCCAUUCAGCGGUGGGGGUGGGGGGGGAAGCUUGGCAUUGAAUGUUCUAAUCAGUGAGGGAGCUUCUAAUUGUAAUUACUUCAUAUAGUAAAGUGAUGCCAGUGAUGGGCAUCCAUAGCUUACCAAGCUGUGCCCAUACUGGCGUAUCCUAUGCCACCCGAGCAGGGAAAAGAAUACGACAAACCUGACCCCCCCCCCCCCAAACAAUCCUCCGGUCACACUACCUGCAUGAGUCACUACAAUGGCGGGGCCCCUCCGUAAUCACUGGAAACGUAAUCCAUCUCCCAUAAUAAAGAGUCACAAUACGGGAUCCGACACCUAUAGAAAUAUUUUAUUGCAUCAGCAAUAUUUGUAUGAACAUUUUUUAAAUAAAAGACUUAUUU